Stegastes partitus (bicolor damselfish) is the source of this 1302-nucleotide messenger RNA. It is a transcript of the gene mboat4, whose product is annotated as membrane bound O-acyltransferase domain containing 4. Gene Ontology annotation, molecular function: serine O-acyltransferase activity. Lineage: Eukaryota; Metazoa; Chordata; Actinopteri; Pomacentridae. Bases 1 to 1302 code for a protein of 433 amino acids. The transcript has 3 exons. Gene Ontology annotation, cellular component: endoplasmic reticulum membrane. The record is from RefSeq and is a predicted model, not a curated record. Gene Ontology annotation, biological process: peptidyl-serine octanoylation; lipid modification.
AUGGGCUCCAUCGGCUGGCUGUGGGAGCAGCACCAGCUCCUGAUGCACCAGUGUUGUUCACUUCCAUUUGCCUUCUUGUUUUAUUUUCUCAGUAAACGAAGAUAUCUGUCCCUGACAUACAGGUACCUGUUCGUUUCCGUCGGAGGAUGCGUCCUGGCCGUCAUGACGAUGGGCAUCUACAGCCUGAUCCUCUUCACCUCCACCUUCGUCUUCGUUCUGCUCGUCCUCUCCGUGGAUCCCGGCUGUGUCCACGUCUGGGCGUUUGGUGUCCAGAUGUUGUGGCAAACCUUCUGGCACCUGUUUAUUCAAUACAAGGAAUACUACCUGCAUGAACCUGUCAGCAUCAGGCUGUUUUUGGCGGCCUCCUCUUUGAUGCUCCUCACUCAGAGGAUCACUUCGGUGUCCAUGGACCUCCAGGAGACACAAGUCCUGCUCACAUGCAACGCCAUAACCAGAAGGCAGAGCCGUGUGAUGAUCCUGCCCCUCAUCAGCUACAGCCUCAGCUUCACCACGCUGCUCGGGGGUCCUCUGUGCUCCUACAGCCGAUUCGUGCUGCUGAUGGAGGGACUGGGUCUCAGCGCUCCACCCAGUCCACUGGCUGUGGUCCUCCUGAAGCUGGUCCAGGUGUUACUGCUGGAGGGGGUGAGGUGGUGUCUUAUCUACGUCCUGAAACAUAAUGCGUAUGAUCCUAUGGACUCCGGUGUCCUCUGUGGGGUCCUGUGGAUUUGGGGUCUUGGGCUGGUUUUUAGGAUCCAGUACUACUCCCACUGGAGGAUCAGCGAAAGCCUCAAUAACGCAGCUGGGUUCGGGUUUUGGGAGCCUUCAUCAGGAGGCUCCUCAGAAUGGAGCGGACUCUCUGACGGGGAUUUCUGGACCACCGAGGCGUCACACCGAAUGUCAGAUUUCGCCCGUCGAUGGAACGUCACGACGGCUUUAUGGCUGCGUAGGCUGGUCUACACGAGGUGCAAACACUUCCCGCUCUUCAUGUCCUUUGGUUUUUCCCUGUGGUGGCACGGCUUACAUCUAGGCCACUUUGUUGGCUUCUUGACCUGGGCAGCCACCGUGAAGGCAGACUACCACAUACACAAGCACCUGGGUCCAGAGGUUUCACCAGCAGGGAGGAAAAUAUACAGCGUGUUAGGCUGGAUUAACACCCAGAUGGUCGUGACCUGUAUUGCCAUAGCGGUAGAAUUCAGGAAUAUGUCGGGUUUGAGACUUCUGUGGGGAACAUACGCAGGUUUGUUUCCACUUGCUAACAUAACUCUGCUCUUGAUCUUAAUAAAACUCCAGAGACACGACUAG